AUAUCGGCAGACAGCGCUAUCAAUUGAUUUUUGUACACUAACAAGUAACAUCAGUCAACACAUAUCAGUAUUAAUUUACACGCUUGUGGUUCAGUACUUGCGCAGUCUGUGUCAGUAUUGACAAUACUCACUAACAGGGCACAAUCUCUUUACAAUGUAAAUUUCCAAGUCAAGCCCGAAAUAUUUUGAAUUUUAAUAACAAAUCAUAUUAUAUUUACAAAAAUGAGUGAUGAAAAGCAGCCUCUUUUAAUUGGACCCGGUAUACCUCUGGAUAGCACAGAGGUUCAAACUGUGGAACUUGUAUCAAAUUCAGAAUUGACUAUUAAAGAUGAAAAACCAAAGAAAUCUGAUUAUCAUCCUGCCUCAGAACGCUAUUUGGAACAUCCGACAUCUAAUCUAGAUACGCUCAUCCAUCUAUUAAAAGGAAAUAUUGGUACUGGCAUACUAGCUAUGCCAGAUGCUUUUAAAAAUUCUGGUUUAUUUUUGGGUGUAAUUGGAACUUUAUUUAUGGGGACAAUUUGUACCCAUUGCAUGCAUAUGCUUGUUCAAUGCUCUCAUGAACUAUGCAUCAGGAACCAGAGGCCAGCUAUGAGUUUUGCUGAAGUUGUUGAGGAUGCGUUUGCUAUGGGACCCAUAGCUCUGCGUCCAUAUGCCAAGAAAUUUAGGACUAUAGUCAAUGUAUUUCUUGUUAUCACACAAUUAGGAUUUUGCUGUGUUUACUUCUUGUUUGUUGCUACUAACCUUCAGGAUACAAUGCAUUAUUUUCAUAUUAAUCUCAGUGUACACAGUUACUUAGCGAUAAUAUUUCCACCGAUGCUAGCACUUGGUCUGCUAAAGAAUCUUAAAUACUUGACUCCAGUAUCUCUGAUCGCUGCUAUUAUGACCGCCUGGGGUCUUAUUAUAACAUUCUAUUAUAUUCUACAAGAUUUACCUCACACCAAUACAGUCAAGGCAUUCGCAAGCUGGCAUCAAUUGCCGUUGUAUUUUGGAACAGCUAUAUAUGCAUUUGAAGGUAUAGGAAUGGUGUUGCCAUUAGAAAACAACAUGAAGACCCCUGAAGAUUUCGGUGGUUGGACCGGCGUUCUCAAUACUGGCAUGGUUAUAGUAGCCGCUUUGUACACCGCGAUCGGAUUCUUUGGAUAUCUCAAGUAUGGAGAUCAUGUACUCGGAAGCAUCACCCUCAAUCUACCCAACGAUCUAAUGGCACAAAGCGUGAGAGCUGUAAUGGCGGCCGCAAUAUUCCUGUCAUAUGGACUUCAAUUCUACGUGCCCAUGAAUAUUGUAUGGCCGUAUAUUAAAUCUAAAUUAACUUCGGAUAAAGCACUGGAACACGGCGAGGCUGUGACGAGAUUCGUUCUUAUUUCUAUAACCUUUACAGCGGCAACUUUGAUACCGAAUCUGAGCAGCAUUAUAUCACUCGUUGGAGCCUUCAGCAGUUCAGCAUUGGCGUUAAUUUUCCCGCCAUUGAUAGAAAUCAUGACGUUCUGGCCCGACAGACUAGGAACCAACGAUUGGAUGCUCUGGAAGGACGUAGCAAUCAUCAUCUUCGGUAUAACCGGCUUUGUCUUCGGCACGUACGCGAGUUUGGAAACAAUUUUGAAAAUUUAAAUUAAUUACCUAAUUCCACUUAACAUGACAAUAAUAUUAAAUAUUUUAUCGAUGUUUUUUAAUUCUUAUUAGUCAAUAGGUAUAAUCAUACAAAGCUGAAAGUGAUCAAAAUAUAUUUAUUUACUUUAAGUGAUUUUAGUAUUAAAAUGUUUAUAAAUAAAUUGUAGAUCUUUAUAAUCUUUCUGCUAUUAGAUGUAGUCGUUGGACAGAAUAUAUUUAUCUCAGACUAUUUAAUGCUUAAAAACUAUUUACAAUCGCUUGGUGUACAAAAUGUAAUAAUGUGAGUCAUACCAAAGAAAAUUAUUUGAUUUGACAAAAUUCCAAUGGGGAUUGAAUCUAUGCUUUUAUCAUGAGGCUCAUUUUAUAAUUUUAUCUACUUUUAGGUAAAUUUUCUUCUAUAUAUUUAUUUGUAAAUAUGUCUUUUGUGGACGAUUUAAAAUCUGUACCUGUCUAUAGAUUAAUUGAAAAGAAACAUUAUUUAUUAUUAUAUUAUUUUAGUGAUGUGAUCUUAUUAAUACAGGUAGCUAUUUAUUUUAUUUUAACAUGCAAAUUUAUAUUUCGUGGCUUUAAAUGUUUUUUAUAAUUGAUUUUAUUAUUAAUAGAGAUCUUAUAAAGUAUGAUUUUGAUGUAUUAACAAUGUCUUAAUACACUUAAUACAGUCAUAUUUUUUUUCUUAUACAAGUCGAAUAGCACAAUAAUCCAUACAAUAAAUACCAGUUUAAAUAAUACUGCUAUAUGUGAAUUGAUGCAAUAAAAUGUAUACCGCAUAGCUUCUAUGAUAUAAAUAAAGUGAUUUAGUCUGUGA
Molecule: messenger RNA, 2413 nt
Organism: Danaus plexippus (monarch butterfly)
Lineage: Eukaryota; Metazoa; Arthropoda; Insecta; Lepidoptera; Nymphalidae
Product: proton-coupled amino acid transporter-like protein pathetic
Exons: 6
Coding region: 223-1608 (461 amino acids)
Biological process (GO): amino acid transmembrane transport
Cellular component (GO): vacuolar membrane
Molecular function (GO): amino acid transmembrane transporter activity
Source: RefSeq, a predicted model, not a curated record